AUGUUGCUGUUUCUCCCUCCUUCAGGAAAGAAAAUUCUCGUGCUCGAUAGAAACCCUUACUAUGGCGGAGAAACGGCGUCUCUCAACUUAACCAACUUGUACAGCACGUUUAAGCCAAAUGAGAAGAUCCCCAGCAAGUACGGCGAGAACCGACACUGGAACGUGGACCUGAUCCCGAAAUUCAUCCUGGUAGGUGGGAAUUUGGUAAAGAUUCUGAAGAAAACGAGGGUGACGAAUUACCUGGAAUGGCUAGUCGUAGAAGGGUCCUACGUGUACCAGCACCAGAAGAAGGGGUUGCUCUACUCGGAGAAGUUCAUUCACAAAGUGCCCGCCACAGACAUGGAAGCACUGGUCUCCCCGCUACUCUCACUGAUGGAAAAGAACCGAUGUAAAAAUUUUUACAAAUAUGUAAGCGAGUGGGAUGCCAACAACAGAAACACCUGGGAUAAUCUGGACCCCUACCGAUUGACGAUGAUGGACAUAUAUAAGUACUUCAAUUUGUGUCAGCUGACGAUCGAUUUUCUCGGCCAUGCAGUAGCACUGUACCUAAACGAUGAUUAUCUGAACGAACCAGCUUACAGAACAUUGGAGAGAAUCAAACUGUACAUGCAAUCCAUUUCAGCUUUUGGAAAGUCCCCCUUUAUUUAUCCUUUGUAUGGCCUGGGAGGAAUUCCGGAAGGCUUCUCCAGAAUGUGUGCAAUUAACGGGGGCACCUUCAUGCUGAACAAAAAUGUUGUUGAUUUUGUUUUUAAUGAAAAUAAAAAAGUAUGUGGCAUCAAAUCAAGUGAUGGAGAGGUUGCCUACUGUGACAAAGUUAUUUGUGACCCCUCCUACGUUACGCAUUUGAAAGACAAAGUUAAAAAAAUAGGGCAAGUCAUCAGAUGUAUAUGCAUUUUAAGUAACCCAAUCCCCGAGACAAACGAUAUAAAUAGCUGCCAAAUUAUUAUUCCUCAAAAUCAACUAAACAGGAAGAGUGACAUUUAUAUAAAUCUGGUUUCUUUCCAACAUGGCGUAUCACUUAAGGGUAAGUACAUUGCCAUCGUGUCCGCCACCGUUGAAACGAGCAAUCCCCUAAAGGAGAUCGAAAAACCGCUUGAACUUUUGGGACCUAUUGAGGACAAAUUUGUGAAGAUAUCUGACCUAUACGUUUCCACGACGAACAAACCGGCCGAUAACAUUUUUGUCACGUCGUCCUAUGAUGCUACUUCCCAUUUCGAAACCGCCACCAAUGAUCUUCUUCAAAUUUGGGAAAAUCUUUUCGGAGAGAAGCUGAACUUUGAUGACCUAAAUAACAAGGCGGAAAAUGAAUGA
This is a messenger RNA of Plasmodium inui San Antonio 1, 1311 nucleotides long. RefSeq lists its product as hypothetical. Gene Ontology annotation, molecular function: Rab GDP-dissociation inhibitor activity. Bases 1 to 1311 code for a protein of 436 amino acids. NCBI's taxonomy places the organism in Eukaryota, Apicomplexa, Aconoidasida, Haemosporida, Plasmodiidae. The transcript has 2 exons. Gene Ontology annotation, biological process: protein transport; small GTPase-mediated signal transduction; vesicle-mediated transport. Gene Ontology annotation, cellular component: cytoplasm. The record is from RefSeq and is a predicted model, not a curated record.